UCUUAUUUGAAUUACCUUUUGCAAAACAAAAGUAAAAAUGCUUAACUUUGCAGUAGUAGUUUUUGCUAUUUUGGCAGUUUCAGCAGCAGUAAAUUUCGAUUAUUUGGACAACGGAAUUGAAUACGACCUUCUUAGACCGAAUAUGAUCUCGGCAGUACCAUUUCCGUAUAAUGAAGGUUAUAUGACGAGGGGUGUAGGCAACAGGGUAGCAAACCUCGAGCCGAGCCCAACGUACGCUGCAGUAAUUGAACCUGAGGAGCCAAAAUCUGUAAUCGUUGCCACAAAAUUGGGUGUCGUGGCUACUGCUUUUUCGUUUGCUGUAUCUUGCAUAAAGAAAGCAAUAUUCUUCGGGUUCAAAAACUUGACCGGUCUCAUUUUGGGAUCCAUCGUAGCCCUUGGCAUCUGCAAGCUCACUCCACUCUGCGACAAGGGACAUACGCUCCUUGAGUUCCAGAGGGAAAUCCGUUCGCUUGCCACUCCUCAGAGGAUCGCGAGAGCAACAGAAAUCGUGGAAGAUGCGUUCAGAAAGUAUAGUGCUAUGCAGUGAAAAUAAUGA
Messenger RNA from Leguminivora glycinivorella, 556 nucleotides. RefSeq lists its product as uncharacterized. NCBI's taxonomy places the organism in Eukaryota, Metazoa, Arthropoda, Insecta, Lepidoptera, Tortricidae. The transcript is spliced from 3 exons. The coding region runs from base 38 to 547 and encodes 169 amino acids. The record is from RefSeq and is a predicted model, not a curated record.